AUAGUACCCUUAUAAUUAAAAAAUAAGUACGUCACUUAGAUACACCCAGCAGACUCAGUAACUCUUUAGUGCAUGCAUUGAUGCAUAUGAAAAAAUCCCACGGUCUUCUAUCACUGGAUCACUGUGACUGACUUGAAUAGAAGUUGAUAGAAGUCGGUCUGUGGUUUAACCUAAUGUCUACGUUUUGACGUUUUAUUGAAUCGCAGUCGUUAACCCCGACGAUCAAAAUAAUGGCGGGUUCUGCGCUAAGACGAUUAAUGGCUGAGUACAAACAAUUAACUUUAAACCCACCUGAAGGCAUUAUCGCAGGACCGAUAAACGAGGAAAACUUUUUCGAAUGGGAAGCCUUAAUCACUGGACCAGAGGGAACAUGCUUCGAAGGUGGUGUAUUUCCAGCAAAGCUGAUAUUCCCACCAGAUUAUCCACUGAGUCCACCAAAGAUGAAAUUCACUUGUGAGAUGUUUCAUCCAAAUAUUUAUACAGAUGGGAGAGUAUGUAUAAGUAUAUUGCAUGCACCUGGUGACGAUCCUAUGGGCUACGAAAGCAGUGCAGAGAGAUGGAGUCCGGUUCAAAGUGUAGAAAAAAUAUUGUUAAGUGUGGUAAGUAUGUUAGCGGAACCGAACGAUGAAAGUGGUGCGAAUGUUGAUGCGGCGAAGAUGUGGAGAGACGACCGAUCGGAAUUCGAGAGGAUCGCACAAAAAUUAGUUAGAAAGACACUUGGCAUUCCACCAUAAACGAAGAAUGUUUAAUAUUUAAUUGAAAGGUGAAACUGUAAUUAAAAUAUCAGACUGUUCAGUCGAAAAUAUAUAUUGUGUACAUUAACUCAAUUUCAUUCGUAAGUUUCACACCCGUGUGUAGUAUAGGUGAUCGUACAAAAAAAAUGUUACCCGAUAUAUUAGUCUCAAAAAAUGUAUUUUAUUUUCAACAUUGCAGUACAAACAUGGGUAAUCAAAUACAUACAUAUUUGUGUACAAUUAGAGUAUCCUUGAUCGGAAUAAAGUAACGAAAAGAAAGAAUGCCUUCCUGUGCUCAUACAUGUGAAAAAUUUGAUUUGUGCAAAUUAUUUAAAUUAGUAGAUAAUUCUCCAUUAAAUUAUUUCAUCGUUACGUUGGAAAGUGUUUACUGUAAUUAAAAAUUAUUAUUUUGUAAUACAUUGAGAAAUAAAACUGGAAUCACGCUUUUAUAUGAAUUCAUUGCAAGUAUAUUUGAGAUACAAUGAAAUUCAUAGAUUUAAAAAUUGUUGAUGUAAUAGGUAUUGCAAAUUGUUUGAUGUUUACUUAAACUUACAGUGAUUUCUUCAUCGUGAGAAUAAAGAAAGAAAUAAAUGAAGGUAAAGUUUUUACUCAGUUGUCAUGUUUUUUGUAAUGUCGUACAGUUACUUUAAAGUUUCAAUGAACCAUCCACACUCCUGUUGUGCAUAUUUGAAACCAUACUUUGUAUCACCUUAAAUAUUUACAAAAUUAAAAGAUUUGUAAUAUG
Ceratina calcarata is the source of this 1479-nucleotide messenger RNA. It is a transcript of the gene Ubc7, whose product is annotated as ubiquitin conjugating enzyme 7. NCBI's taxonomy places the organism in Eukaryota, Metazoa, Arthropoda, Insecta, Hymenoptera, Apidae. The record is from RefSeq and is a predicted model, not a curated record. Bases 231 to 734 code for a protein of 167 amino acids. The transcript has 4 exons.